UUUUAUUUUCAGAGGACUGAUGCCUAGGUAUUCACCAGGCUUCACGGAUCAGGGAAGUUCUCGUUACGGUCGGGAAUUUGGUGACAGCGGAAGUGGUUUUGCAGCAACAUCCCACGAGUUUCAGGAUUCAGGCUUUGGUGGUGGUGGUCGGGGUCGAGGUGCCCGAAAGUUUGCUAAUAAUGAUAGAUUCAACUCGGGAGCACCUGGUGACAACGGAUAUGGUGCAGUGUGUGGGGGGUCCUCUUUCGGAAACGAGAACAGGUCAGCAGCUACAUUCGAAGGCGGUGGAGGAGGUGCACGCUUUGGAUCUGGAGCUAAACGGGAUGGAAAUCGAGAGGUGAUUUCCCUUGGCGCCGAAAUGAUUCCUCGUCUCAUUGGAAAAGGAGGAAGCAACAUUAAACGCGUGGAAACUGAAAACGGAUGUAAAAUUCAAAUUCUAAAAGAGACUAAAACAGAUUUGAAAACGGAUAUUGCAAUUACUGGCAAUGAAGCCGGAAUAAAUGGUGUAAAAAUUUAUCUGGAAGACGAAUUUGGUUUCAGUCUUUCAGCUGACCGAUCAAUGCAAACGGAAAGUGCUUCAAAUAACGAUUCGUCUAAUCAGUUCGGACAGUUUUCAAGUGGCUUUGGAUCGUCUGAAGGGUAUGGCUGUGGCAACAAACGUCAACAAAACUCGUCAUCAUGGAACGCAGAACCAGAAACAAGUGGUGGUUUCGGUUUCGGUAACUGGAAUGAGCACAACUCUGCUGCACCAGAAAAAUCUAGUGGAUUUGCAACAAAUAACUCGGCAGGUUUCGGAGAUGCGAAAGGCACCAGAAGUGAUUCACGUAACUCAAGAGGGUUCGGAACUGAACGAAGUUCUUCACGUGGUUUCGGAAACAAUUCAGGUGGUUUCGGAACCAAUUCAGGUGGUUUCGGAAACAAUUCAGGCUCUUCAGGGCGCGAAUUUUUUUCGAAUCAUCCUCGAAACUUUGGAGACGGUUCAAACCGUGGUUUUACUGGAAAUUCACGAGGCUUCGGUGACCAAUCGAGGAGUUCUGGUGGCUUUGGAGGAAAUUCAAAUGGCCCUGGUGGUUUUGCUAACAAUUCCACUGGAUUCAAUAGUUUUUCUACGACUUCUCAAGAGUUCGGUGAUUCUCAAAGUAAUGGGUUUUCAAAUACAAAUUCGGGAAGUUUCCAGGGCAACUCAUUCGACGGAAAUCAAAGAGGAAGCCAGAGAGGAGGGUUUGGGUCGAAUCGCCCGAGUAGAAAUGAUGAAGAUUUCAGUGUUUUUUCCUCCAAAGGGAACUCAGGAUCUAGAAAUUCAUUUGCAAAUAAUUCAGUUAAAGAAGACAUGCCUAGGUUUGAUUGGGGCCCAAAGGGGCCUCCGACUGCAGAGGCUUUCGCCGCAUCAGUAAAAGGUUACGACGAAUCAUCAGUUCCAAAAAUAGACUGGGAUGCAGUGAGAAGCUGCAAACCAGAAGCUAGAUUCAAGGACUACCCAGCCAUAACUAAAAAAUUCUAUCGCGAGAGUCCAACUGUCGCAAAUAGAUCUGAGGAAGAAGUGAAAAGAAUCAGAGAUUCGAAAAAUAACAUCAUCGUAAAAGACAUGAGUAAAAGCGGCACUCGGAAAAGUCCAAACCCUGUCACCACUUUUGAAGAAGCCUUUGAACAAUUUCCGGAAAUUUUGGAUACAAUAUACCACCAAGGAUUCACGGAGCCAUCACCGAUUCAGUGCCAGGGCUGGCCAGUGCUGUUGAACGGCGACGAUUUGAUCGGAAUCGCGCAGACUGGAUCUGGCAAAACACUGGCUUUUCUACUUCCAGCUUUAAUUCAUAUCGACCUGCAGCCAGUGCCUCGCGACCAAAGAGGUGGUCCCAAUGUCUUAGUGCUCUGUCCUACCAGAGAAUUAGCACUCCAAAUUGAAACCGAGGUGAAAAAAUACUUCUACAGGGGCAUCAAGAGCGUCUGUGUGUAUGGAGGCGGAGAUAGAGCGAAACAAGUCAGCAUUUGCACCGAGGGCGUCGAAAUCGUCAUUGCUACACCAGGAAGGCUGUAUGACCUCAUUUCUAAUGGUAUCAUAUCGAUUAUGAGUGUCACAUUCGUUGUCCUCGACGAAGCAGAUCGUAUGUUGGACCUCGGAUUCGAGCCCCAGAUCUUGAAGUGCAUGUUAGACGUCCGACCAGAUCGUCAGACUGUAAUGACUAGUGCCACGUGGAACUGGGAUGUACAGAGAAUCGCCGCCAAAUAUCUUACAGAUCCUUUCUUUGUCAAUGUAGGAUCUCUGGACUUAACCGCUGUCCACUCAGUCACUCAGAAAAUUGUGUUUGCCGAAGAAGAUGAUAAAGAACAGUUAUUGUAUGAAAUGAUUCGAGAAAUGCAAGGCGAUGACAAAAUGAUUGUUUUUAUUGGUAAGAAAAUUGUUGUUGAUCAGAUAGCAAGCAAAAUGGCGCUAGCUAAUAUGCCUGCUGAGUCAAUACACGGAGGCCGAGAUCAGUAUUCUCGGGAAGAAGCUAUCGAAUCGUUCCGUGAAAAUGAAGUGAAAGUUCUCUUGGCUACAGACGUUGCGAGUCGAGGCUUAGAUAUCGUUGAUGUGACAAUGGUUGUCAAUUAUGAUUUUCCGAGAAACAUGGAAGAGUACGUGCAUAGAGUGGGUCGAACGGGACGUGCUGGUAGAACAGGAACAGCGGUGUCUUUUAUCAGUCGUCGUGACUGGGGUAAUGCCAAAGAACUGAUUCGCAUCUUAGAGGAGGCCGACCAAGAAGUACCGGAUCAAUUGCGAGAUAUGGCCAAUAGGUUCGAUCGGAGACAGACUCGGAUGCAAGCUGAAGGCGGGUUCCGAAGAGGCGGUGGCGGACGAGGAGGAGGAGGGGGGUUCGGCGGGGGCCGUGGUGGAAGGGGAGGACGUCGCGAUCGAGACGAAGACGAUCUUUUCUUGUUCAGCGCUUCUGGAUUCAUGCCUGGAUAAAAUAACGAUUGAUGUCACGGUAAAAUUGAGAUGUUUUCGUGUAACUUGAAACUGGAAUUUCUCUCGUAACUUAAAUUAAAGGCCAACUGAUACAUUUUCUGCGCUGCUAGUUUUAACUUAUUGAACAAGUUUUUCUAAGAGCUUCGUGCAAUAAAUGUGGCCUGGUCCGCAAAUAUCUGCGGAAAACUGAUUGAGCCUUAAUUUAUUGUAUAAAAUAGUACGUCGAAUCGAUUUCGAAUUGAUUGGUUGUUUGUUGAUAUGCAAUUGAUUGAAUGUUUCGAUGCUAUUGAAUUCGAUUGAUUUUGUGU
Molecule: messenger RNA, 3252 nt
Organism: Symsagittifera roscoffensis
Lineage: Eukaryota; Metazoa; Xenacoelomorpha; Acoela; Convolutidae
Product: probable ATP-dependent RNA helicase DDX43
Exons: 2
Coding region: 20-2944 (974 amino acids)
Molecular function (GO): ATP binding; RNA binding; RNA helicase activity
Source: RefSeq, a predicted model, not a curated record